UUUAUUAAAUGAACUCUUGAAUGAACUUUAACAAAUUGAAUAACGUGACUAGCAAAAAACUAAAUAUCAACAAUGGCUAGUGGAGAUUCACCCGACGUACCGAAACAUAUGAGUUAUGCAAAAUCUAGAAUACCAUUUAUCGGAGCUUUCUUUGAUUAUAUAAGUACAAGUAUCGAAUAUAUGAGGAGCAAAACGUUCUUUAGAGCGGAGAGAUUGCAAGCUUCUAAUUCAAAGCAAACAUUAUCAGCUACUUUCGUAGCAUUUGUUUGCUUUUCCCUAGGGAUGGUGAGCAAUGUGAAAUUCGAAGUUGUGACGUUUGAUGAAGAGCCGUUGGCAAAUGAUUUACACUUCAUGGUGAUGAGCAAGGAUGAUAAACUGUAUAUCGAUGAUAUUGAUGUGUCUAGAGUGAUGUGGUGCAUCGAGGCUUCUGACGCGCUUGUUAUAAUUUUUAGUACACUAUUGAUAUGGAAUUCAUCAAACGUGCGAUCCCCUCUAAGUGAAUAUCUAUUUCUGCCAUGGCUUGGUGCUACAAUGCGUGGCCUGUGUUUGAGACAGGCGCCGACUGCUGGAGCGUUGAUUUACACCAUGAGCGUGGUCAAUGGAUGCAUCAACCCUUUGUUUUUGACGGCUUUCUCUUUUUUGUUCUUGCUCGAAGCUCGUCUGUGGUUGGAAAUGGCCCGGCUGGUCAGUUUACGUUGGCAGCGCCGUGACCAUGUGGAUAUUAGCGGACCCUCGCACUAUGAGGUGGAGACUCUAUGGAGCAAUGACGACGUGCAGAGCGUUGAAGUUGGCAACUUUGUCUAUUGAUUCUGUUCUUUUUUUAAUUUGAAAUAUUUUUUUUUAA
Molecule: messenger RNA, 844 nt
Organism: Colias croceus (clouded yellow)
Lineage: Eukaryota; Metazoa; Arthropoda; Insecta; Lepidoptera; Pieridae
Exons: 4
Coding region: 73-807 (244 amino acids)
Source: RefSeq, a predicted model, not a curated record